Molecule: messenger RNA, 1236 nt
Organism: Penicillium chermesinum
Lineage: Eukaryota; Fungi; Ascomycota; Eurotiomycetes; Eurotiales; Aspergillaceae
Product: glycosylphosphatidylinositol-alpha 1,4 mannosyltransferase I
Exons: 2
Coding region: 1-1236 (411 amino acids)
Biological process (GO): GPI anchor biosynthetic process
Cellular component (GO): glycosylphosphatidylinositol-mannosyltransferase I complex; membrane
Molecular function (GO): GPI mannosyltransferase activity; alpha-1,4-mannosyltransferase activity
Source: RefSeq, a predicted model, not a curated record
AUGGCCCUGUUUGAUUCCGCACCGCGUGUUUUCGCGGUUGCGACGGCUCUACGUCUGGUCUUGCUCGUGUAUGGCAGCUGGCAAGAUGCCAACUCGGCGGUCAAAUACACGGAUAUUGACUACAUGGUCUUCACUGAUGCGGCGCGCUUUGUCUCGAAAGGCGAGCCCCCGUAUGCUCGAGACACCUAUCGCUACACGCCAUUACUUGCGUGGAUGUUGAUUCCUACCGCAUGGUCGCCGGUGAUGUUUGCCUUUGGCAAGGUCCUGUUUGCACUGGCAGAUAUCAUUGCUGGGUGGCUGGUCGUGCAACUAUUGACGAAGUGUUAUCACUUCCCAUCAGAGCGAGCGCUCCGAUAUGUUUCGGCAGUAUGGCUGUGGAACCCCAUGGUGGCCAAUAUCAGUACCCGUGGCAGCUCCGAGGGCCUGCUUGGGGUUCUUGUUGCGGCGUUGCUGUGGGCCACGUUGACAAGGAGAGCAGCGUUGGCGGGGAUUGUCCUUGGGCUCGCUGUGCACUUCAAAAUCUAUCCCUUCAUCUACGGGGUUUCGAUUCUGUGGUGGUGGGAUGCCGAACGUGAUGGCGCACCCCCUUCUACCAAGUCAGACCUGAUCUCACAGAUCCUGGGGUUCAUUACUUCGUCACGUCUAAAGCUUACGGGCUUUGCACUCGCUACAUUCAUUGCCCUGAACAGUGUCAUGUACCUGCAAUAUGGCACUCCCUUCCUACAACAUACUUUCUUCCAUCAUGUUACCCGCAUAGAUCACCGACACAACUUUUCUCCAUACAGCACGCUGCUAUAUCUCACUUCAGUUGGGGAUACAUCUUUCCAUUUCGAGGCGUUGGCAUUCCUACCCCAGCUCCUUCUUGCUAUCGUCUUCCUCCCGCUAGUCCUGGCCAAGAAGGAUUUGGCCACAACCAUGCUGGCCCAAACUUUUGCUUUUGUCACUUUCAACAAAGUGUGCACCAGCCAGUAUUUUUUGUGGUACCUCAUAUUGCUCCCAUUCUAUCUUCCUUCCUCCUCUCUCAUUCGCAAAGGCACAUUAGGAAUCGCCGCUGCUCUUUUAUGGGUUCUAGGGCAAGCGCUGUGGCUGCAACAGGGCUUUAAUCUAGAAUUCCUCGGUCGUUCAGUCUUUGUGCCAGGCCUUUUCCUGGCUUCCCUGUUCUUCUUUGCUGUGAAUGUAUGGAUUCUCGGUAUCAUUGUUCAUGAUGCUGGUCAGGACAGGGAUGUGGUGCUUUAA